Messenger RNA from Apus apus (common swift), 635 nucleotides. It is a transcript of the gene ASIP, whose product is annotated as agouti signaling protein. The coding region runs from base 103 to 522 and encodes 139 amino acids. Gene Ontology annotation, biological process: hormone-mediated signaling pathway; positive regulation of melanin biosynthetic process; melanosome organization. The transcript has 4 exons. Gene Ontology annotation, cellular component: extracellular region. Gene Ontology annotation, molecular function: melanocortin receptor binding; neuropeptide hormone activity. Lineage: Eukaryota; Metazoa; Chordata; Aves; Apodiformes; Apodidae. The record is from RefSeq and is a predicted model, not a curated record.
GUUUUAAGGAGUCGAUGUACAGCACUUCAGCUAAGACUUCCCCAGGCUGGAAGUGCAUUCUCCUCAGCUACACACCUAGGGUUUGGACCGACUUUGGUUUCCAUGACAAUGGGAUUUUUCCUCCCCAAAAUGGAAAGUAAGAGCCUCUUCCUCAUCCUAUUGCUCUGCUGCAGCUUGCUCAGAGCUGCUGACUCUCACCUGGUAAUUGAAGAGAAGACAGAAUGCAGCCUGCCAAGGAGCAACAAGAUGAGCCUCCAAGAUCUCCCACCCAUCUCCAUUGUAGAUUUAACUAAAAGAUCCCAGAAAGUCAGCAGGAAAGAGGCGGAGAACAAGAAAUCUUCCAAGAAACACGCUGAGCCAAAGACCUCUCCGAAGCCAAGGCCCACACCAGCUCCUGACUGUGUCCCCAACUUCAGAACCUGCAAACCCCACCUGAAUUCCUGCUGUAACUACUGUGCUCUCUGCAAGUGCCGGAUCUUUCAGACCAUCUGCCAGUGUCUGCUGCUAAACCCCAAGUGCUGAGCCAGGCUGGGAACACAACAAGGCCCUGUCUUCCAUUAGCUUCUUCAGCGUGUAUUUCCAACUGCCCCCACGUGUCUAGUGAUGUAGAGAGCUCUGAAGCUGGCAGCCUGGAU